ACACAACGUUUCGUUUCUCGGCUCUUCGUGGUGGGUUGAUAAGAUGUGUCCAGCCGACUUGCGGCUCGUGAAGUGAUCAACAGCUUCAGCCAAAUCCUUCAUUUCAGACCCUGACAGUUCGAAAUAGCCGGAACAAAGGGAUUGCUGCAAGCAAUGCCCGAACUUUGUAGAAAAGAUGAAACAAAUCGAGCCGGGAGACGCGGCGGGUCAAUUGAAGGAUUUCCAGGACAGGAGAUGGUCCGAUAUUUCAAUGUCGACAUCGGGAGUUGGAAAGAGGUGAUUGUCUCCAUACUCGGCAACUCAAGACCAAUUCCAAUCAAUUGACUUUGGGAAGAUCAAAGGUUGCAGGCGCUUAGUCCGUAAAGGCCGAAUUGCUAGGAAAGUGGUCGACGGCCCCAGGAUUGCACCAUCGCAAGCUGACAAGGCGUUAUGGCACUAAGGAAAAUGCGCUUGGUGUGUCCCAAGUAAUGCCUUUGCCGGUGUUGGGCGUAUAUUCCCAUAGCCUCACAACAACACAUGGAUUGACAACGAAAACCGGCGCUUCAAUACUCGAUUGUCUAAUAUUUACUGACUGCUCUGCUUCGUUGUCUCAUUUCCUGACCUUGGUCUCAUCUCUAGCCCAACGUGUGGUCAGACGGACACCAUCGACGGUGGGAGGGAGGAGAAGAAUACGAAAUGCGUGCGUGUCAGAACGAGCGAGGGCGGACAUUUCGGAUGCGUACAGACGCAGGACGUGGCGGGCGGUGGAAUGGCGAGCUGAUGAAUGCAACAGGAGGGGAUUGUCGUCUUGUGGAUCGCGUGAGGGUUGUGAGAAUUACCUAUACAGUGACUUCACACGGUGGGGAGAGGGGGUCAGUUCGCGGGGCUGUACAGUACCGUGUAGGAUAUCCAUGCACCGUAUAGACAAUUCUUGGAGGUUGAAUUUUUCGAGACCUUGGAGGGGAAAGGAAGUGCAGAUAAAGGAUGCAGGGACCGACUUAUGGCGUAAGAGAGCCAGUGCGUCGUUCAGACCCGAGGACGGUGGCGCUUGAACAACCUUUACACCCACUAAAAUCGAGGCCGAUUCCUGAAAAGAUGGUGGGACGAAGCGCAUCCUUAUCACUGAGGCUUGCAUGCUGCAUCGUCGGAUUUGCACGAAACGGGGGACGACAGUAGACAAGGCUUCGACAGGCGCAUGUGGGGAAGAUGAAGGCGACCAGUACGACGGACGGCAUGUGCGUGCGUUGAGACUGAUGUAUCAACAUCACGACGAUGUUAUAAGUUGAACGCCAAGAUGUGGGCAACGGAGAUCGUGGUUCAUGUGAUGAAUCGAAGCACGGUCAUUGUUAUGCUUGUUGAUAUACAUCGCUUCUGUUUCGUGGAUGAGGGUAGCACUAUGCAUGCCUAUGACUGAUAACCAUCAUGGAAUAUCAUGUUGUAAAGAUCUUGUCCUUGCGACUGCAAGAGCCUGCAGGAGGCUGUUGGUGAGCGUUACAUAUUGGUGACUUGUCAACCUGGAGC
Molecule: messenger RNA, 1500 nt
Organism: Fusarium odoratissimum NRRL 54006
Lineage: Eukaryota; Fungi; Ascomycota; Sordariomycetes; Hypocreales; Nectriaceae
Exons: 1
Coding region: 468-1031 (187 amino acids)
Source: RefSeq, a predicted model, not a curated record